Cannabis sativa is the source of this 2181-nucleotide messenger RNA. Its product is annotated as tubulin-folding cofactor C. The transcript has 3 exons. Gene Ontology annotation, cellular component: cytoplasm. Lineage: Eukaryota; Viridiplantae; Streptophyta; Magnoliopsida; Rosales; Cannabaceae. Gene Ontology annotation, molecular function: tubulin binding. The record is from RefSeq and is a predicted model, not a curated record. Bases 806 to 1888 code for a protein of 360 amino acids. Gene Ontology annotation, biological process: post-chaperonin tubulin folding pathway; tubulin complex assembly.
AAAAUCUCUUUCUUCUAUGUGAUCUUUCUUCACCAAACAAACAAAACCCCGAUUUGACCCACAAUAAUCAACUCAAACUCAGAAAAUAUUCUAACCCCGAUCAGUUCAAAACCCCAAAUCCGUACAAGCUGAAACACAAUCUCUUCUCCGAAUCUCAGAAAAAAAUUCAAACACAAAUCACUAUACUGCUCCAAAACGAACAACAAUGGCACUCAACUUGGGUCACUCUCAGACUUGAUUUAUACGACACCAUUGUCUAUAGCGUGUUUUCAUGAACCAAACUCUAAGAAUUUCAAUGCUUUUCCUAUGAAGAGAGGAGGCUGGAGGAAAUUAAUGCUCCUUUGCUUUAGCUAAUCUGUUGCAGAGGGGAAAGGGGACGGGGACUGAAAACCAACAGCGCAGGUAUUUUUUUAUUUUACUCCAUUCAACAUAUUUGUUUACUGCUUUACUCUAGGAGAUUGUAAACCUUGUUAAGAUUUUUAGUAUUUCUUAGUCAAUUGUCUUGUGGUCAUAUUUGGUUAUGUUCAACUUUUUGUCAUCUAGAAGAAUACUGUAUCUUUCUGUUUCUUUGAGAAUUCUCAACUUUCUUUUCCACAUUAUUCUUCUGGAAUGGUGUGAGUUCACUGAGUUGUGAUGUAGAUUUGAGGAUUAAGAAUUUCCAGUUAAUGAGAUAGAAUGAGAAAUAAGGCAUGUGUAGGUCAGUUUCUAUGAACAAGAUUAAGCCCACACACUAGUUUCCUUUACUGUUAGCCUUCACUCCACAUUCUGUUCAGGUCCAGCCGGGCGGACAGCAACUCUGUCAACAAUGGAAGAGGAUUAUCUCUCAUCAAACGCUAACAAUGGUGGAAAUCCUUCUGAUGCUUUAGAACAAGCCCGCCAAAGGAAACAUGCCGCCAUGCUCGAGCGCCUUGCAAAUCGUCAACACACUCGUAGAUCAGCAGAGUCCGAUGACUCCUCCACCUCUCCUGCUUUCGAGUCCACUUCUUCCUUCCUUACUCGCUUUUCUGAUUCCAAACGGUCCAUUGAGGCCCAAAUUGCGCAAUCCCGACUCACCCCGAUGCCCGAGACAACUCAGCUCAAACCCCAACUUGACGCCAUUUCAGCCUCUAUCUCCAGUCUUGAAAAGCUUGUCGCCGAGAAUUCAUACUUUUUGCCUUCUUAUGAGGUUCGGUCAUCCCUAAAAGCAGUUUCCGAUUUGAAACAGAGUCUCGAGAGUUUGAGCGCUGAUCUAGUUCCCAAAAAGAAAUUCUCUUUCAAGAACAAAGCUCCAAAGAAAGAUCCUGCUCUUGAUUCAAAUAGAGAGAAGAAAGAGACUGAAAUUGUAAAACCAGAGAAAAUGUCCUACACGGUUCCGGAUUCGCCAGGAUUUCGAAACAAGACUAGAGAGGUCUUGGUGAUGAAAUUCAGUGGUUCUGAGAUUGGUGAGUUCACAAUUUCGGACCUUGAUUCGUGCGAGGUGAGAUUGAUAGGUUGUGUUAGGGCAUUAUUUGUUCACAGACUUCGGAAUUGUCGAGUCUAUGGUGGUCCUGUUAUGAAUUCAAUUCUGUUUGAGCAAGUUGAGGGGUGUGUUUUCGUAAUGGCAUCUCAUCAGAUUCGAAUUCAUCAUGCCAAAGCCACUGAUUUUUAUCUCAGAGUCAGAAGCAGGCCCAUAAUCGAGGACAGUAGUGGUGUGAGGUUUGCGCCAUACUGUUUGAGCUAUGAAGGGAUUCAUAAAGAUCUUCAGGAAGCCAGCCUUGCUGAAGAGACUGGAAAUUGGGCCAAUGUGGAUGAUUUUCGGUGGUUAAGAGCAGUUCAGUCUCCCAAUUGGUCGAUUUUGCCAGAGAAUGAAAGAAUUGGUUUAAUCAACAUUUCAAAUUCAAAUUUGGAUACCAGAUCUGAAGAAAUUUAGAUUGUUGAAAUCUUCCAAAUUUAAUCGCUCCACAUUUUGUGUUCCUUAUGAGUGCUUCAUUGGGUUAUGACUUAUGAGAGUUCAGGUAACAAACAUUCCUUGCUGUAUUUAGUGGAGACCAUAUUCAUCAUUUAGAUAGUUGGGUUUUUUCCGUUAUAUUUGGUUGAUUAUUGUUAAUGAGAAUGAUAUAAAAUACUAAGUUUAAUUUUUGGCCGUAAUAAUACUUUAAGUUAUAAUUUUAGAAUUUCUGUAAGUACCUUAUUACAAAGUGUUAAAAAAUUACUUCAUAACAA